UUUCGCCCCGGCUCCUGCUGACGCUACCACGAGGUGGCUGCCCGCCUGUGAAACUGUCAUAUCAUUCGCGAGCUGCUUUUCCAGACAGAGGAAACGACGCGAUAAUAUAAUUGCCCGGCCGCGGCGGCACCGCGGCUCAGUCUCCGUCGCUCCGACCCGGCGAAACAUGAAGACCCACCUGCGGAGGCCGGUCGCUAUGGCGCCGCUGCUGUUGCUCCAUCUGUUAACGCUACGAGCGGGCGUCGCAGACACGGUAACAAAAUUUCCGGACGUCAAGCGCACAACUCCCGACGAAAUUAUCCUGGAGGAGGUGAUCAUCAGCGGGAGCGGUAACAAUACCCGGAUAACCGCGAACGCGCUGGCGGAGGAGCCCUCGAAGCUCGGUCGCGAGAUCCUCGCUCUUCUGUCGAAGCGCGAGGCGCACAAACGAAGUUUGCUUUCAGAUCAGGACGUGGGCGAGUCACAGGCUACGACGGUCGUCCGCGUCGAGGAGGACGAGGACGAGCUGGAGAAACUGAAGCGCGUCGUGGCGAAGUACGAGCCGCAGAGAAUCGCCUCGAGGAUAGCCAAGAGAAAAAUUACAGACGCGCCCGUCGACGUUCAUGAUACACGGAAGACAAGCGACAGCAAGGUCGCAAAGUCAACAACAAGCGGACCCACGACGGAUCUCGAGAGCACUUACCACGAAGUACUGCGGAAUAUAUCUCGCGGAAUACCCCAAUUGGCAGCGAGAAACGCCGGUGUAUCGUUGACUUCGUACCUGUCCCAAUCGAUGAAGAAUCUGAGACGAAUUCCCACAGCGGAAGUGACGACUCGCACGUUGGUGGCUGGCGGCGAAACGGACAGGCCGUCGCUCUCCGCUACCAUCGAUUCUCCACACACCCUGUCUGCGUCAAAGAAGAAGAAAUUGUUACUCCAAAAGUACAUGCAACCAAAUAUCUCUCCGCGAGUCCCGCUGCAGGCGGAAUCAAGAUUCGACGAAGGGACUGCUGAUAUCACCGAAUCCUCCAAGGAACAUCUUCACGCAGCGACCUGGAAGCCAAAGCUGAAGAACGGCUCAUCGACUGAAUCGCCGUCGAGCAUUGCCGUCGAUCUGCCGGAAAAUCCGGGGAAUCGUCGCGGGUGGAACGCGGAAGCCUCUUUCUCCCAGGUCUCGCCGUCUCCAUUCGUACAGCCAUCCACCAAUCACGUCUUCAACUCGAACAAGAAGCAGCUGGGCCUCCAGAGUAACUUCAACAGUCUCCACUCACCACUGAAGCAUAGCAAAGUGCCCAGGCCGUUCUCCAUAACCGUGACUGAGGCCGCGCAGUUACUCAACGCAGCUGAUCCCACCACGAAGAUCGCCACGUACAGGAAGUCGAGCUCUUCUCCGGCAGCCGCGAGCUCGCACCAGGCUGUCCAGCCCACCAGCAUUGCCCUGCCAUUGAUCCUCCCGACGGACCUCUUCAGCAUGCCUCCAGCGCGCCGCUACGUCCCGAUAAAGCGUGCGAAUCGCGACUUCAACCCCCCGGAUGGCUUCCACGUGGCAGCCACGGCCCUCUUCACCAACUCCCCGGCCACGAGCUCCCCAGCGCCAUACGCAGCCGUGAUCGGCGCCACGAAGAGCCCCGCGGUGGUGUCUGCUAACAGCCGCCAGAGUCCGGGGUAUUACGUCAUCACGGAGAAGCCCACGGAGAGGAGGACCGUCGCGGCCACCACGACGAUCUUCCCCGCUCAAUCGCCCGCUCCCACAGUCCACAUCCUCCAACGACGGCUGGAGCCGUCACAGGACGUCACCCCGAAGACGAAUUUGGCAUCUGAACUCGUGUACGACGGCGGCCAGUCGGAGCCGAACUCGAAGCCCGGCGACGCGCUGUACAACAAGUUCGCGGACUUGUAUUCGAACACGCCCAACGCCGACGUGGCCAACGUGCUGCACGUGCAGCGACCGAAGGCGGUCGCUCAGGACUACGGGAACUUCAAGCAACCGGCGUUGCCUGUACAGGCUUCUUCUCUCCCCUACGUCACUCUGAGGCCCUUGAAGCCUGUUUCGCCUGCGUUGACCCGGCCGAUCGCGCCAUACUAUGACAGCAGCUUAUUGCUGCCGCAGCGUGCAACCGGGGGGCAACUCGGCGAAGGAAAUGUCGGGACGAGCGAGCGGUCUCGAGUCGAGGACGGGGACGAGGACGAGGGAGAGGGAGCCGCGAUCGACGAUAAGAGCGCCUCCGGGAGCUACCGAAGUCAGGUUAAUCGCGGGGUUAAUUACGAAGCCGGCGAGAUCGCGAAGGCGCCGUCGGCGGUUGCUCAUGAGGUUCGACACGACGAAGAUCCUUACCGCCCGCGGAGUCGCGAUGACGAAGAGCGCCAGGACAAACAGCCACGUGGGCUUUACGACGACGACGAUGACGACGACGACGACGACGAUGGCGGCGGAGCCGGGAACGCCCGUGACGAGGCAGACGCCGGUGAGGCGCUAGAGGGCGAGCACGUCGAGGAAGGCGGCCGAGGAAGCGAGGACGAAGAUGGCGACGGUCAUUACCGAUAUGACAAGCUCAAGUACGAUCGAGACGCGGACGAGAAGGAGCAACGUAGGAAGCAGCAACGUUACGGUGCUUCCAAGGACUACGAUCACCAGGCUGUCGAUGUUGGUUUCAACCGCAGGCUCACCGCUAGUCGCCAGCAGGAAGCGGCACGAGACUCCCGCUACGGCAAGAAAAAGCGGAAUCGGGAUCGCGAGCACGAGAAGCACGAAGACGAGGGUGCCGCUACCGAGGACACGUCGGUCACUCGCCGCGCCAAGGACCAGCGCGCUCGCCAGCGAGCCAAGUACCAGAGGAAGUGGAACCACAAUGACGAUAACACGUAUCGCGGUCAUUUGGCCAGCCCGCAGGCUGAUUCUCAUCGCCAAGCGCAGUACAGGCAGGAGUACCAGGAGACCAAUCCUCCGCACGUCCGCGCAGAAUAUCAGCAGCGACAAGGACGCGUCAAGGACGUUUAUCGUGACCCUAGGCACGAGAACAACAAGAGCCAGGGUCACGGGAACGAGGAGGAAGAGCAUGAUCAUGUGCACGGCGAGACUCAGGAGCACGCGCACAAACAUGAGGAGCAUCACGAUGGGAAGAAGCACGGUGGAGAUCACAAAUUCGAGGCGGGCGAAGGCAGCGAGCACGACGCAGAACACCAUGGACACAAGGGGGAGAAAGGUGACAAGGGUUAUAAAGUUUGGCACGAGAAUGAGAAAGCAGCGAAAGGACAUCAUGACAAGGAACACUCUAGCAAGAAGUACGAUGAAAAAGAAGGCAAAGAGAAGAAACACGAGGAGGAAGGUGGGUACCAUGAGCAUCAUGGUCACGGCGAAAAGGGGGAGAAAGCGGCGAAUUUCGAGGAAAAAGGAGAACACCAGAAAGGACACAGCACGAAGGGCGAGCACUCGGUGCACAAGAAGGACGAGUACGAGAAGAAGACGGAGUUCUUCGACGAGUUCCACGAGGACGGCGGCACAGAGAAGCACGGAGAGCAUCACCACGAGCACGAGAAGAAGAAGGGCGGCCACGAGAAGAAGGCUCAUCACGACGCCGAGCAUCACGAAGAGAAGCAUGGCAAGGAGCAUAAAUACGAGAAGGGCGGCCACCAUCAUGAGCACAAGGGCCAUAAAGUCGAUGAGGGCCACAACCAUCAUUACGAACACGGUCACCACUACGGUGAUAAGGGCAACCACGAACACGGGAAGAAGUGGAACUACGAGAAGGGCGACGGCCACAAGCGUAAGCGCUGAGCCUGGAUGGACGUGCCACGGAGGAGACGAUAGUUUCGCGACGCUCGCGAUCGUUACGGUGAUCGCGAUCUCGGACAUUGACCGCUGCUCGGGACAGAUUGGUAUCGCGUGCCGGAAUUAACAUCGGUGUCGAUCGCGUAUAAUCGCGACGUUGCAUUUUAUGUUACAUUCUCGAGGGUUGCCGACGACGCCCAGGAAUCAUCGUUGUAAUUUGCACGCAUUAAUCCUCGUCUCAGGCUGGGUUUCGUUCUAUCGACUGACCGUGCUUGUUUCUGUUUCGAUUUCAGAGAAAAGAUAAUUUGUACAUGAACUUUGUCUCCACAUGGUUGUAUACAGUGUUUGCUGUUAUCCAGAUAAAAAUUGUAUAGAUGAUCAUCCAGAUAAAGUUCUGGUAUCAACUUAUUUCUCUCUCUCUCUCUCUUUC
Molecule: messenger RNA, 4178 nt
Organism: Harpegnathos saltator (Jerdon's jumping ant)
Lineage: Eukaryota; Metazoa; Arthropoda; Insecta; Hymenoptera; Formicidae
Exons: 5
Coding region: 167-3754 (1195 amino acids)
Source: RefSeq, a predicted model, not a curated record